AUGUUUGAAUCAUUACCAACCUAAAGCCACCACAUCGACCACGGUGUAUAAAACAAGACGAGCGCCAUGGCGCUUCAUCCUGUUGAUGAAGACCUUAUUCCAAUGCUGAACCACAGCACUCAUGGGCCCGAACUCCUGGCCCAGCUUAACGCCGAGGAGAGCAUCAACCGCCUGCCUCUUCUCUUGGUCCUCUCCAUCUUGUCGUUUGUUGGAAUUUUCGCUAACGCGCACGUUCUGUAUGUGUUUGGAACCAAAAUCAAGCGGUCCACCUACCGCGUGUUUGUUCUGGGUCUUGGAUGUAUUGACAUGCUUGGCUGUACUGUUUCCAUACCUUUCCAGAUUAUCGACGAGACCCACCCCUAUACCUUUUUUGAUGCAAUCUCCUGCAAGAUUUUUAGGUUUUUUGAUACCAAUCUAGCCAUUGCGGCAGCUUUGAUGCUUGUGGUGAUUGCUUCCGAAAGAUUUCGGAAAAUAUGUCGUCCAAAUGGACUGCAAGUUACAGAAAAGAGAGCCAUUCGUUCCAUUAUUGUGGUUAUCAUUGGAUCGUCCAUAGCGACUUCCCCUGCCUUGCUUAUUUAUGGCCGCCAUACUGUUUUCAUAGAAUCCAAGUACGUGAACGGAACUGAAUGUUCAUGGACAGAUGAGGCGUCAGAAACCUAUUACGGUUAUGUGUAUUAUGCCGUUGAACUUUUUAUAAUAAUUUCUUGUAUGGUUAGCUUAACUAUUCUUUACUCUUUUGUCGGGAAAGCGUUAAGAGCACACAACCAACGCAUGCGAUCAACCAGGAUUGUUAAAUUCCAUGCAAAACAAUCUACAAAGGAAUCGCAAAAUUAUCCAGAGGAUCUGAAACUUCAACAAAGAGGGUCCAUUGAAUCAAUAAAGACAGACCGGGAUUCGGGCGUUGACUCGCCGAUCCCUGCUUCCAGCGAUUCCCAAGAAUCGGUGGAGAUAGAAAUUCAGUUUGAGGUUUCGGACGAUAGAAAAUUAUCAAAUUAUAAUGAAGAUGACAGUGUGUUUACAAACCCAAGAGAAAACAAUAGGAACAAUAUUGAAAGUACUUCGAGUACUUGUCAGUUGUGUGAGUGCAAUGACUCUCUUCAACAGUCGUCAUCGAUCAGGCGCAUCUUCACUAAAGUAGUUCAAGUACCGGAAGCAUUAAAAGGGAUAAUAUUGAACAGAAGAGGAACUUCCGAGGAGUCUUGUGCUAUUCCGGAUAUCAUUGUCACCGACUGUAAAAACAAUGUUACACGUAUCUUGGGCAAAGGGCAAAGCAAUCGAACAGAGGAAAGAAACAUGACAUCAACCGGCAACAACGACUCGAAACUUCACGUAGAUGUCGAUCCUAAAAACUCAAAGGACAAAACAUCUUCAAACAAAUCAAUGAAAAAGUUCAAGAAACCGCUGACGAAAAUUUUCAGAAAGAGAAAGAAAUCUAAGGAAGCAGAAAGCAUACGCGAAAGACGCAUUACUAAACUUCUGUUCUUCAUAACCUUGACCUUUAUCGUGACUUAUUACCCCUAUAUCAUUGUUCUCGUGAUUUACUCCAUCAAGCCAGAGUUCAAGGAUAACUUGACUGAGGAAGGUCGCGUUUUCUACUUGAUGGCCCUCAGACUUUAUCUCAUCAAUAAUGUCAUGAAUGCCUUCUUCUACGGAAUGGGGAGAAAAGUAGCAGUGGUCACCGGCGCUAAUAGAGGACUCGGUCUAGAACUCGUCAAACAGUUAUGUUCGGAGUUUGACGGGGAUGUCAUCCUGACGUCACGUAUGACGGAUAAAGGUCAGGCUGCUCUAGAGAAUCUGAAACUCGAGGGCCUUCGUCCUCGAUUCCACGAGCUGGAUAUCACCCAAGCUGCCAGCAUACGUAUGUUUGAGGACUUCAUUAAGUCGGAAUAUGGUGGCAUAGAUAUCCUCAUCAACAACGCCGCAGUCACCUACAAGAAAGGUGAACUAGUUCCAUUAUUUCGACAAGCACAAUUGUCCAUAGAGACCGAUUUCAAAGGAACCGUUAACGUCUGCAGAAUUCUACUUCCUCAUAUGCGUCCUCAUGGCCGCAUCGUUAUCCUUACAAAUGGAUACAUUGGAAAAAGGAAAGAACUGGGAGAAAAAUUGCAACAAGAACUGGACAUUGAAAAAGCAGAUCUCUAUAAACUUAUUACUCUUACAGACGAAUACAUGAAAGCGGUGAAGUUUGGGAACCACAAGAGUUAUGGCUGGCCCGACUCCCCGAGUGUGACUGCUAAGAUAUUUCUGACGGCAUUAGCUCGGGUGUUGACCAGAGAACUGGCCGGGGAUGUCCGACGAAACAUUUUAAUCAACGCAUGCUGUCCAGGAUGGAUGACAUCACAGGGCAGCGCCAUCUACAUGGACGAUGAUGGUACUUGUCAAGGUGUAAAACCAAAAUCUGUGGAGGAAGCGGCUAAAGAUGUCGUCUGGUUGGCCACACUUCCCGCGGGAACCAAGUCGCCAAACGGUCAACUCGUCCGCUACAGAUCAACCAUACCUUUUGAAUGACGAGAGUCAUAUAGUGUCAUAUUAAACUGUGAUAUUUCGUGAUCUUAGUGAAUCUAACGGUUAAUUUUCUCAGGAUUAGUGUGCCCUUUUAGGGUCAAACCAUACUUGAUAUAUGACGGAAGUUGAUAUUUUGUAUUUGUAUCAACGGCGAAAUGCAGUGCAUUUACUAAUUACUAAAACAACAAACUAUCGAUAGUAGAUCAUUAAUGUUCAAACGAUUCAGAGUAGAGAAUGGGAAAUGAAAAUGAAUCGCAUUUUAUAUUGUUGAUUAUGAUUUAUUUAUCCUGUUAUAUUUUAGUACUAAUUAUAAAGUACUCUUUACACAAUUAAACUUUAGUUUUCCCAA
Magallana angulata is the source of this 2854-nucleotide messenger RNA. RefSeq names its product probable muscarinic acetylcholine receptor gar-1. The transcript is spliced from 2 exons. Gene Ontology annotation, biological process: G protein-coupled receptor signaling pathway. Bases 67 to 2508 code for a protein of 813 amino acids. NCBI's taxonomy places the organism in Eukaryota, Metazoa, Mollusca, Bivalvia, Ostreida, Ostreidae. The record is from RefSeq and is a predicted model, not a curated record. Gene Ontology annotation, molecular function: G protein-coupled receptor activity; oxidoreductase activity. Gene Ontology annotation, cellular component: membrane.